AUGCUUGAUAUUCCCUCCAUGUACAAGAUGCUUGAUAUUCCCUCUAUGUACGAGAUGCUUGAUAUUCCCUCCAUGUACAAGAUGCUUGAUAUUCCCUCUAUGUACGAGAUGCUUGAUAUUCCCUCUAUGUACAAGAUGCUUGAUAUUCCCUCUAUGUACGAGAUGCUUGAUAUUCCCUCCAUGUACAAGAUGCUUGAUAUUCCCUCUAUGUACGAGAUGCUUGAUAUUCCCUCUAUGUACAAGAUGCUUGAUAUUCCCUCUAUGUACGAGAUGCUUGAUAUUCCCUCUGUGUACGAGAUGCUUGAUAUUCCCUCUAUGUACGAGAUGCUUGAUAUUCCCUCUGUGUACGAGAUGCUUGUGUACAAGAUGCUUGAUAUUCCCUCUGUGUACGAGAUGUUUGAUAUUCUUUCAAUAUACGAGAUGCUUGAUAUUCCCUCUAUGUACGAGAUGUUUGAUAUUCCCUCUGUGUACGAGAUGUUUGAUAUUCCCUCUGUGUACGAAAUGUUUGAUAUUCUCUCUAUGUACGAAAUGCUUGACAGUCACUCUGUGUACGAGAUGUUUCGUAUUCCCUCUGUGUACGAAAUGUUUGAUAUUCCCCCUAUGUACGAAAUGCUUGUACAGUCACUCUGUGUACGAGAUGUUUAA
Haliotis rufescens (red abalone) is the source of this 645-nucleotide messenger RNA. RefSeq lists its product as uncharacterized. The transcript has a single exon. The coding region runs from base 1 to 645 and encodes 214 amino acids. The record is from RefSeq and is a predicted model, not a curated record. NCBI's taxonomy places the organism in Eukaryota, Metazoa, Mollusca, Gastropoda, Lepetellida, Haliotidae.